Sesamum indicum (sesame) is the source of this 1255-nucleotide messenger RNA. Its product is annotated as OTU-like cysteine protease family protein. Gene Ontology annotation, molecular function: cysteine-type deubiquitinase activity. Lineage: Eukaryota; Viridiplantae; Streptophyta; Magnoliopsida; Lamiales; Pedaliaceae. The record is from RefSeq and is a predicted model, not a curated record. Gene Ontology annotation, cellular component: cytosol; nucleus. Gene Ontology annotation, biological process: ERAD pathway; protein deubiquitination; endoplasmic reticulum unfolded protein response.
UUGCUGAUGGGAACCGCAACUAACUUCAUAUCCAAUCAAGAAAUCUACAGCUGCACAACCACUGAGAUUAUUGCAAUUUGCCGUAACAAAUUAUUAAAGCGUUUUUCCUGCGUUCAUUAAUUGCAGAUUCAGAGCUGUGAAAACCUGAUUAUGGUGGUUAUAGUAAUUCAAUUAUAGGUUCUGCCUUUUGCCAGGGAUGCCCUUUUGCUUUAAUUGCUUUUUCAGCGGUCACGCAAGAACAUUUGGUGGGACAUAGCGCAGAUCUCGAAUUCGCCUCUGUUUCGAUUUUCUGCUUUUUGUUUUAGGUAUACAUUCUCUUACCGGCUUUCGUCAAUCAGUAGUUAGUGUUAAUUGGACGAAGGUUGUGGUAUUGUGCCUUUGUUGGUUUCAGGUGUAAAAAUGGAAGGUGUUGUGGUUAGGAGAGUUAUUCCUUCGGAUAACAGUUGCCUCUUCAAUGCAGUCGGUUAUGUCAUGGAUCACGACAAAAACAAGGCGUCCGAGCUGAGACAGGUUAUAGCAGCUACAGUGGCCAGCGAUCCGGAGAAGUACUCUGAAGCAUUUCUUGGAAAGACUAAUGAAGAGUACUGCGCAUGGAUUCUUAACCCAGAGAAGUGGGGAGGUGCCAUUGAGCUUUCAAUAUUAGCUGAAUAUUAUGGGCGUGAGAUUGCAGCGUAUGACAUCCAAACCACAAGAUGUGAUUUGUAUGGGCAGGAAAAGAACUUUGCGGAAAGAGUCAUGUUGAUAUACGAUGGGCUUCACUACGAUGCUUUAGCAAUGUCGCCCUUCGAAGGAGCUCCAGCUGAAUUUGAUCAGACCAUAUUUCCCGUGCAGAAGGACCGAACUGUGGGCCCUGUCGAGGGACUUGCUCUUAAUCUGGUUAAAGACCAGCAAAGGAAGAGGAGUUAUACGGAUACUUCCAACUUCACUUUGCGAUGUGGAGUUUGCCAAAUUGGACUUGUGGGGCAGAAGGAAGCAAUGGAGCAUGCACGGGCAACAGGUCAUGUGAACUUCCAGGAAUACAGAUGACGGGAUUUACCUGAGCCAAUAAAACUUGGCCGAGUCAAUCAUUGGUGUAAUCAAAUAUCUGCAUUCAACAAUGUUUUGUAGACCAUCUGCUUGUUGCUAUCUUUCUUUCUGCUGUGGAAGGAAAGAAACCAUUCUGACUUGUAUACUUAUGUGCUGCUGCUGUUGUAAUAUUUACAAUUUCUUUCAGUUAUACGGGGUUGGAUGAAAUUUGUCCCAAUUUUGACUGCUA